ACAACAACACCACACGCGCAAUCGCCGAUUGUUUCACCAUUGAGAUCCAGUUCUGUCUCCUUGAAUGGCUCUCGUUUAAGUGCCCACUGCUUCAUUUAUUGGUUCGCUUACAAGUACAUCUCCUUGACCAAAAUGCUCGCAAGUGGCGCGCCACCUGCUCCAUUCAAGCCUCCAGGAAUACCUCCUCUACCUCCUGAUCGACCUGAUCCUCAAUCGAAUACCCACAAAACGUCCUCCGGCUGUGGCCAACUCAAGCCUAAGGAAGACUUUAAGCCCAAGCGAGGCAACAAGGAGACAGCUCAAUGUAUUGACUGCCGUGAAAGAGUUGGGUCACACAUGUCCGGGAGGCGUCUGCUAUACAGGUGCCAUGAUCCAGUCCAAUCCGUGCACUCCGACCAGCACCACCAACACAGGCACGACCGCCUAGCUUUGCACAGCCAACUGUUGCAAGUGUUGCUCGGGCUGCCAUUGCAAGUGGUGGGACUCGUGAGCCUGAGUUCUUCCGCCGUGGUGGUUUACACCCCACAGACGCUCCUGCCCAGGCAGAGGCUAGGAAACAGCAGGGAGCAUUUUCAAGGGAGCAUCGCGGCCGUCGUCGUGGUGGCGAGGAAAACGUCUCAGACACCCGAAUUGUCUCGGUUACUCGGUCCGCAGGCAGGCCCUCAUAGUCCCGUCGAUCAACGUUUCCCGAUCACGUCUUCAUGA
Cladophialophora immunda is the source of this 705-nucleotide messenger RNA. RefSeq lists its product as uncharacterized. The annotation marks the transcript as partial. The record is from RefSeq and is a predicted model, not a curated record. NCBI's taxonomy places the organism in Eukaryota, Fungi, Ascomycota, Eurotiomycetes, Chaetothyriales, Herpotrichiellaceae. The transcript has a single exon.